Messenger RNA from Populus trichocarpa (black cottonwood), 1565 nucleotides. Its product is annotated as mitochondrial adenine nucleotide transporter ADNT1. The record is from RefSeq and is a predicted model, not a curated record. Bases 256 to 1320 code for a protein of 354 amino acids. The transcript has 8 exons. Gene Ontology annotation, biological process: transmembrane transport. Lineage: Eukaryota; Viridiplantae; Streptophyta; Magnoliopsida; Malpighiales; Salicaceae.
GUGAUAUAAAUUGAAGUUAGAACCAAAAACCCGUCGUCACACACGUACGCCCCCACUCGCUCUAAGCUCGGGACCUCAGCUCUCUCACUUUUCUCAAGAGCCGUCAUUCCAGAGAGAGAUGCAGAGUCUGGCUAUUCGUUAAAUUAAUAAAGCAAAAUUAAGAUCCGACCCGGCACCCGAUUGAUUGCCGGAGAAUCCGAGAUCUUUUUAAUUCACAGAGUUGAUUAAUUAGGGUUCUCUUUUGGUGAUUGAACGAUGGCAUCGGAGGAUGUGAAGACGAGCGAAUCGGCUGUGACUACCAUUGUCAAUUUGGCGGAGGAAGCUAAGCUUGCUAGAGAAGGAGUCAAAGCUCCUAGCCAUGCAAUUCUCAGUAUCUGCAAGUCUCUUGUCGCCGGUGGUGUAGCUGGUGGAGUGUCUCGCACUGCUGUUGCUCCCCUGGAGAGGUUGAAAAUAUUGCUACAGGUUCAAAAUCCACACAACAUAAAAUACAAUGGAACAAUUCAAGGGUUAAAAUACAUAUGGAGAACUGAGGGUUUUCGUGGAUUGUUCAAAGGAAACGGUACCAACUGUGCUCGUAUAGUCCCAAAUUCAGCAGUCAAGUUCUUCAGCUAUGAGCAAGCUUCUAAGGGAAUAUUGUCUCUCUAUCAACAGCAAACUGGCAACGAGGAUGCUCAGCUCACUCCUCUUUUACGCCUUGGAGCUGGAGCAUGUGCAGGAAUUAUAGCCAUGUCUGCAACUUAUCCCAUGGAUAUGGUACGCGGCAGGCUAACUGUACAGACUGAUAAAUCUCCUUAUCAAUACAGAGGAAUGUUUCACGCACUUUCAACCGUGCUCCGGCAAGAAGGCCCACGGGCUCUGUACAAGGGCUGGCUUCCUUCUGUCAUUGGAGUUGUUCCAUAUGUGGGUCUCAACUUUGCAGUGUAUGAAUCUCUAAAGGACUGGUUGGUUAAAGCUAGACCAUUUGGACUAGUGGAAGAUUCUGAAUUGAGUGUGACUACAAGGCUAGCUUGUGGGGCUGCUGCGGGGACCAUUGGCCAAACUGUUGCUUAUCCUCUUGAUGUUAUUCGCCGACGGAUGCAAAUGGUGGGAUGGAAAGAUGCUGCUUCCAUUGUCACUGGUGAUGGGAGGAGCAAGGCCCCACUUGAGUAUAAUGGCAUGAUUGACACAUUCAGGAAAACUGUUCGGCAUGAGGGCUUUGGAGCAUUAUACAAGGGUUUGGUACCCAAUUCAGUGAAGGUAGUCCCAUCUAUAGCAAUUGCAUUUGUGACAUACGAGAUGGUGAAAGACGUUUUAGGAGUUGAAAUCAGAAUAUCAGACUAAAGUCUUGGGGUCCUGCCUGAUAUUUGUUGAACCAGUGUGGUAUUUUUGUAGGCAAGGGCAUACAGAGAAGGUAAACUAGGAAUUUUUUUUUCAGCUCUCUUACAAACAAGCGAGUUUAGAAACAUGUAUGAACCUGUGUUUAUGUAUCAUUUUCCCUCCUUUCCUUUCUUUGUUUCCUUGAGAACAAGCUUAGCCUUGAGCUUCUCAUUCAUAUGAUGUGUCAAUAAAGCAUGUUGAUGGGACAA